Messenger RNA from Patella vulgata (common limpet), 9273 nucleotides. RefSeq lists its product as uncharacterized. Lineage: Eukaryota; Metazoa; Mollusca; Gastropoda; Patellidae. The transcript has 14 exons. Gene Ontology annotation, molecular function: ATP binding; protein tyrosine kinase activity. The record is from RefSeq and is a predicted model, not a curated record. Bases 137 to 2005 code for a protein of 622 amino acids. Gene Ontology annotation, biological process: protein phosphorylation.
UAAAGAGGCCAGGGAAACGAACGUUAUCCAACUUUUAAUAUCUUAAUUAGACAGAAAAGUUAGUUUUGUCUUAUAUGGAAGUUAACGUAACAUAAACAAAUGAAGAAAGUACAAAUGACAAAAUUAACUUUUCGUCAUGAAUAACGUGUGGUUUAUCGCGGUUAUUCUCUUAAUUCCAUGUAAUAUAACAGUUUUGUCGACAUCGAAUGCAGACGAAUUUCCCCAAUCGGACGAACCUAGUAGAGUUGUUAAUCAGAUGAGUCCUUGUCAAGCAACGUUGAAUACUGGAGGAUUAAUUAAUCUCAGUCCAUUAUCUAGGUCGGACGGAGUUGCACGUUUCCAGAGUACCGGUCGGGUGUGGAAUUACUCAUUUAAUCCUUGUUCUUCGUAUAACGAACCUAGAGAUCCACAUACAGGUUUUGGAGAUGGCUGCUCCUCUGUUCUUAUGUGUGUAUUUGGAUUGGAUAGUGAGAAAUAUCAUUACUACACAUUGGGUAUUGAAAGAACAGCAACUUUUCGUUUAAAGGAAGAAAAUAAUAAAACAGAUAUACAACUAGUAUUACGAGGAACAAAAUCUAUGCGGCAUCGUCUAACGUUUCUAUUAUUAGUAUGUGAUAGAAAUCUUGUCAAGCCAGAAGAUGCUGUGUUUGAAGUAAAACAUAAUAUUGGUAGACAACCAGUGACUGGUAAAAUACGUCAUAUCUGUUGUUGUCCAGAUGGUUGUCCUUUGGAAGUUUCAAAAAAUAUUACCAACGCUAAUCUAACAGAAAUUGAACCAAAGCCACGUAAAGCUGAUAAAAAGUUGUUAUUGAUAGUUGUAGUUACGAAUCUUGGUUUAUUAUUUCUAGCUGCGUUAAUUGGUGGAUUAUGUUACAUCAAGAGAACACAUGUACAUCAAUAUAAACAUUAUAAAGGUCUACAGGGAAUUGAUCCAAAUGCUCGGAGGUCCAUCUCAGUGAAUAAUAAGCCAGGGAGGUUAAAUCGCCCUUCACCUUACAGUGAUUGGGAACCAUCGGAUGCUAUGGCCAAAAAGAAAUUAUUACCGGUUUUAGAAGAAUCGGAGAUCAGUAUUCGUAGUCUAGAAAUGAGUCAAAGAUUAGGAGGUGGAAUAUUUGGUGAUACACAUAUAGCUAAAUGGAACCACAUGAAUGUUGCUGUAAAAAGACUCACUUUAACAGUUCAUGAAAAUCAGCUGACGCCAAAAACCAUGGAAUACAUGAAAUCAGAAGUGUGGAAAUUAAGUCGUUUGAGACACAAGUUAAUAGUAACAGUAUUAGGAUUGUGUUUAGAUAGUAAAAUGCCGUACAUCAUAACAGAAUAUGUUGAAGGAGAGUGUUUACAAGAUUUUAUUAAAGUUAAAGGCAGUCGGUUAACAUGGCCACAGAGAGUUAAAAUAUGUACACAAAUAGCAGACGGGAUUGCGUUCUUACAUUCAUGUAAACCAAUCAUCAUUCAUCGAGAUCUGAGAUGUGGUAACCUGUUUAUCCUUGAUGAAGAUAUCAUAAAGGUGGCAGAUUUUGGGUUAACCAAAUUAAUUCAGCCAAUGAGAGAAGAAUGCCCACAAGAUGAUUGUUGUUGUAUGAGAGAAUAUAGUGCAUGUCCAGCCAUGUUGAGAUGGACGGCACCAGAAUUAUUGAGUAAUCCAACAGCCCAGGAAGAUGAUAACGAGACCGUUAUCACGUCUAGUUGCGAUGUUUAUUCAUUUGGUAUGGUCAUGUGGGAAAUCUAUAUGAUGGAGGAACCAUUCGAGGAUUUGAACACAGAACAAGAGAUUAUAGAGUUUGUAACAGCUGGUGGUAGACCGGAAUUAACAGUCACACCAGAUUUAUUAGUUCAGUACAAAGAUCUGAUGGUACAGUGUUGGAGUCAGCAACCACAAUUACGACUAUCAUCAAAACAGGUGGCAGUCAAGUUAAAAGAAAUGAUGCAGAAUGCGAGAGCUUUUCAAAAAUCAUUAAAGAGCAGACAACAAAAGUCACAGCACCAGCAGACACCACCAGUGUAGCUAGUCAGACAUUAUGUGCAGAUAACGGCUAUACAUAACAGUACUCAUUUAUAUCUUCAUCAACACUCAUAACACCUGAUCUUUACCUGUACAGAUCUGAACUCAAGGAUCUGACUGUGUUUAUAAGUACCAUUAGUCAUAUACCAAUAUGAAAAGUGUGAGAAUCUUAAACAUGGUAGUUGAAAUGUCUGAAACAUGGUAGUUAAAAUGUCUGAAACAUGGUAGUUGAAAUGUCUGAAACAUGGUAGUUAAAAUGUCCGAAACAUGGUAGUUAAAAUGGCUGAAGCUGAAACAUGGUAGUUAAAAUGUCUGAAACAUGUAGUUAAAAUGUCUGAAACAUUGUAGUUAAAAUGAGACAAGAACAUCAAAGCAGGUCUGUCGAAGUUAUAACAUAAUGCAGUAGAGUGUCUUAUUAUCUUAUGCUUUCAGUGAUAAAAAUGUGGCACCAGAGGAUCCGUAUGUGAAAUGUUCAAUGAUAUCCAUGUGACACUUUAGAUCACUUGUAUGUGACACAUACAGUUAUAACCAUGUGGCACAAGAUCACCUGUAGGUGACACGUGCAGUGGUAACCAUGUGACAUGCACAGUAGUAUUGAUGUUAUGCCAGAUCACCUGUAUGAGACAUGUAGGUGACAUGUACAGUGAUAACCAUGUGGCACCAGAUCGCCUGUAUGUGACACCACAAGAUAACCUGUAUGUCCCUUACAAUGUCCAUUUGUAAUGUUUCAUGAGUGUAAUUAAUUCAGGGAGAAAAACUCUCAGAUCUUCAAUAAAAUGUGCACAAUCCAGUUUUAGUCUUGAAAAUUUGAAAACUAUGUAUUUGGAAAUGUUUGUUGAUAAUAACUGCUAAGAGAAUGGAAUAAUAUCAAAUCUGGAAUCUGGCAUUAAUAAUUUACCAAUAAUUUGUAUAUUAAAAUGGCAUUUUAAUGAUUUUUUUUAAUUAAUAUUCAUAAUAUUGAUCAAUAUUAUUAGUAACAUUAUAUUGGGAUACUCUAUUGAAUUUCCAGAAUUGAAUUCUCUGAAUUCUUUGAAGAAUAUGAUUUGAAUAACCACGAAAAUUUUGUGCCAAAAUACAUGUACGAACUGUAUGAUAUUAUACAAUCUCUUUCUGGGACUGUCAUGUUUUGUUUGGUUAACAUAGUUACCAUAGUUGCCGUAGUUACAUCUGACAUAUUUUUUUUUGAAGAUGGUGUUUUGAGAAUUUUAAAAUCCAAUCUUAUAAAAGGGAGUAGAUCUGAUGGGUUUUGGGUUAUAGUAUGACAGGUUGAUACACAAGUUUCACUGCUAGAAUAUGUUUGUGAUAGAAAGUUGGCUAGAUUAUGAUGUAGCAUUAGGGUAAUUUAUAAGCCACCAUUCCCUUUAAUAUAACCACACCUCAACAAAAAUAAUUCUUGGUAAUUUGUUAUAGAGAAUGUUGUAUUCUGAAUAGGCACAUAUAUGUGAUUACAACAAAAAGUAACGACAAAUAGGUAGUAAUAGUAAUAUUCCUGAAUAAAUUACUGCCUUCGUUUAUUCGAUGAAUAAGAUAUAUAUAGUUCCGAAGCUGUAGUCAAAAAAAGCUGAUAAACCAUGGCAUUUCUUUAUAUUUGACACAAAUUAUUACAUUUGAGGCUAAAAUAUUCACUGAGGUAAUUUCUUUGUAUUGAAGUGAAACUACGUGUUGACUGAUGCACACUAUCUUUGUAUUGAAGUGAAACUACAUGUUGACUGAAGCACACUAUCUUUGUAUUGAAGUGAAACUACAUGUUGACUGAAGCACACCAUCUUUGUAUUGAAGUAAAACUAUAUGUUGACUGAAGCACACCAUCUUUGUAUUGAAGUAAAACUACAUGUACUGAUAUUACUAACAAUACAGUAUUCAGUUAUAUGAAUAUCUCAGUAAUCUAUAGAACAGUCUUAACCUGUAAACAGUUGAUAUGCAGAGCCUAUAACUGAUUGUGUAUCUUUGUAUUACUAACAAUAUGGUAUUCAGUUAUAUGAAUAUGUCAAUGACUUAUAAAACUAUAAAGAUUAACCCUGGCCUGUAAACAGGCCUGGAAAUAAUGGUUUUAGAAGGACAUUACAAAAUGUGAGGCACUAAUGAAAUCAAAUAGUACCCGAGAUUUUCAACUCAGUGCCAGACAUGUAUUAAUAAUAUCAAUAAAUCUGUGCCGGGCAAAAUGACAGACACCAGGCACCAGAGGUUUAGUGCCUGACAAAGCCUGAUUCUAUGUGCCAGACAUUGUCUGUGACAGGGGCCUUAUUUCCAGGCUAUACAGUAAAACAAGUGGUUUCUUUAUAUUGUUAAGGUAGCUGUAUAUAGCAGAUGUUUGUAUAGCAUGUUGAAUGGUACACUAAAAUUAUGAACUUUGUAUGCAUGCACUGCCAAUAUUUUUUUCAUAUUGUUCCCGCAUUCCCCCUAAAAAUGUUGUUAAUGCACUCUGAUAUCCAUGUAACUAAAUGAAAAAUAACAAAAUAUUUAUUAAAAUGAUAUUUACUAAAGCCAACAAAAUAUACUCUUAAAAAAAAAUAGGGGAUAUUGAAAUUACCAUGGACAUUUGACAUGCUUUGAGAGUAUGUUCACAGAUGAAGAACUUAUCGCCCCAACAGAACCACUGAGCUGCACAUGCGACACGCAAUAGCGCCAUACACGUGGGAGGGGUUCAUUGUCAAAUUUGACACUUCAAGGAAGGGUUGAUGAAAACUUCCAAGUACUGGUUUAUCUAUCCAUGUUUGCUUUCCUAUCGGUUCUUGCAUAAGAUUUACUGUUUAGCGUAUCUUUGCUUUAGUGUGUUACGUUUAAUUUGAUCGGGAGACAUGUUCGUCGACGUCAACGUCAACCGACAACUCUGCAAGAAUUGACCCUGGCACUGCAAGAGGAGUGGGUCGGAUUGCCCCAAAUCCUGAUUGGACACUUGAUUAGGAGAAUGCCACGACGAAUUGCUGAAUGUCUGAGGAUUGGUGGAGCAUUUACUCAUUAUUAAGACAAAAAUCAAAAACGUCCAUUUUCACUUUUGACGGCUUAUCUUUUUGCGAGUGAAAUGGGGUCGUCAUAUAAGCCGCCCAUAUGAACUGUUUAUGUUCCUGUGUAGGCAAUUGGCCUGUUAUUAACAUACACUGGUUAGCUCUAAUGAAAACGGCAGUGCAUUUCCACAGUUUUAUAUUGUUUCUGAAUAUCCCCUACUUUUUUGGAAUAGUAUAUUUACUAAAACCAACAAAAUGCCAACAAAAUAUUUACUAAAGCCAACAAAAUACUUACAAACAAGUAUGUUAGUACUGUGGACUAGGAACCGAGAAUGAGGUCAUCACUGCCAAUGGUACCGCCAUAUCAAAAUUGAUGCACAAUUGUCCAAGGAACAAGCAGGACAAGUUUCACGUCAAUCCUACUGGAAUAUGUGGAGCCUUAGGGUUUAUAUGAAGAACAAGAUGAGUUGUGCUUGCGUACCAGUUCCUAGUCUAUAAAUAGUCAUGAAUCUGCACGUUAGUCGUUAGAAGUUCUACUAUUUUGACUAUAUUCAAAUAACGCUGGUUAUUGUCACUGUAUGUCCCAGUGUGCAUAUAUAUGUUUAUUUUUUUUUAUAUACAUGAAACAUAAGAAACUUUCCAAGCCUGGAAAUAACAGUUUUAGAUGUACCUGACAAAAUGUGAGGCACUAAUGAAAUAGAACCUAACAUUUUCAACUUAGUGCCAGACAUGCAUUGAUAAUAUCAAUAAAAACGACAAAUCAGUGUCGGACAAAAUGACAGGCACCUGAUAUUGUCUGUGACAGGUGCCUUAUUUCCAGGCAUGAUUUAUUUCACAUUUAUAAUCCUAUCUCAGGCUGAAUUAUCUUAUUAAUAAUAUAUUGUAUAUAAAUAGUCAUUAUAAUUGUACAUAUUAAGUAUAGCUGGAAAUAAAAUUUAUAUAUAUAUGUAUUAACAUAUUUCACUGAAUAACUGCAUAUCGACUAAAAUCAUUGAUUUAGUAAUUAAAAUGACGGUUAACCAGCUGAGUGUCUGUUCUCAAUUGAAGCUAAUUGUAGAUGGAUAGCGAAAGUUUAGUAUUAAUCUGAUUAAAAUACAAAUCUAUAUUUCGUUUCGUUUUUUUAUACUUUCGAUGGCCUACUCUACAUGAAGAUCUGACCAGUUGUAGUGGAAGGUUGCGUCAGAGGUCAUACGAGCGACAUUUGACCCUAUGACAUCAGACAUUUGAUUAACCAAUCAGCAUUGAUGUUUUUAGCCUGUUACCCACAGUUCCGCGCACCUCAAGCCAAGAACUUGCCGUAACAGACCGUUUCAUUGGCUAAUACCUCACGGGUUAUAUAACAACUCUUCCAGAUCCUAGUUGAGUAGACAAGUAAAACAAAAUUUUAAACUAUAAAAAAAACGAAACGAAGUAGGACCUGUGUUUGAAUCAGAUUGGUUUAGUAUGAGGUGUUGAUUGUGUUGAAUAUUAAUUAGCAUAUUUACUAUUAUCCAGAGGUUAUUUUUAAAAAUAGUACUAGAACUAUGUGAGAGAGUCACAGUAAGAUGCUGGCUCGCUAACCAGAAGGUCUUGGGUUUGAUCCUGGUGUUGGCUGAGAAAGUUUCUCUGGAUUUUCCACGCCGGUUUGCCCUUGUCAGUCGUUCAGGAGGGAGGAACUAGCAAGGAAUAGCAUCAUAAAAGAACACUUAACAUUUCAAAUUUACAGCUGUCUGGGUAAAACUUUCUCUUUAGCACACUGGUUGGUGCAGAAAUAUGGGAUGUUAAAUCCCAUUUCAUUUCAUGUAGUGUCCAAUCAAAUAUUUGAAAUCUGUUGAUUGGGCUAUUUGAUACUUCAUUGUGAGAAUGAAAAUAAAGCCGUAAUAAGAAUGGUUGAUGAAUGAAUAUCUAGUCUGGAUUCAUCUUAGUCUUGUUAGAGAAUUCAAUUUCACCGUAUUCCUCAUUGUAUUAAUUAAACUAUUAGUGAGGGAGUGUGUUUUCCCCCUUCAUAUCUGACGAUCUGAGAUAUCAAAAAUUGAUGUUUGUACUUUUCCUUCAAACUCAUUGAAGCUUAGGGUGAUAAUAUGUUUAUGGUUAAGAAUGACCGUUGAAAGUAGGGAUUGAAAGUAGAGAUCGUGGACAUUUGAAUAUUAAAAAUUUGAGUCAUCAAAAAUAUUUUAAAGCUUGGGACUGAGGUAGUCGAGGAGUACCAGAUUUGAAUAUUUUGUUGACAUGAGAUUUUGAACUGUGGGAUGAAUUGAAUACCGUACUUAAAUUAAAUAUGAAAAUAGCGAGGUUCAGCUAUUUUUAUUCUGAGUGGGAUUUGAAAUUUUGUCGACAUGUGAUUUUUAAUUGUGGUAUGAAUUCUUCUGCUUAAAUAACGAUAAGAGUCAUGCCCCUUUAUUUUUGGUAAAAUGUCCGACAACAAAAAUUUUGAAAUCCAAUCACUGAUGCCUUGAAUUUUCAAGUAGAAUUUACCAGGUUUGAGGGGCUAUGAAGAAUUUGUUAAACCCUGUUCCCACAUGUUAAGGGAAUAUGUACACAAGUGAACCUCAAUUUUUGUCCCAUCUGAAUGACUAGGCACUAGCCUAUUCAUUGCCUAGUCAUUCAGAUGGGAAAAAAUAAAGAGGUUCAAUUGUGUCCACAUCAGAGUGCCCAUAUAAGACAUUCAUCAGUUAGAAUUCUAUGAAGAAUGGGAAGAAAAUUUGCUGUCUGGGGGGCAAAAUACUCUGCACAAGUGACUGUGACUGUAUGAAAAGAACCCAAAGCCUUUGUUGGUCGCAAAAUAACCAAAAUGUUUAAUGAGAUCUUAAACCCGAUUCCUAUUCAGCCAUAUCAUUCAAGAACUGUUAAUGAUAGUCCCAUGUUAACAUAAAUAUGUGUUCAAUAUUCAUUCAAUACAUCAUAAGAAUUAAUAUUCUUCAUCAAUUUCUUAUGAAAGUCACACUCACAGAAUAUGAAUCCCUUGUAAACAACAAUAUAGUAAAAGUUAAAUUUCUAAAAUGGUUAUCCGUUUGAAAUUGUUUCAGUUCCGUUCAGUAUUUACAAAGAUGAAGAAUGGGAAAUUUCACAAUAUUCUGCAGACGAUGAAACAAGCUAACGCCUCUCGGAAUCUUUUCAUUCAUUUCAGUCCAUACUAGUAGAUUAUCUACCAUUAAUAUUUUGAUUUUGUUGUUAAAUUAUUAAUUUGAGUAAAUUUAACGUGGAUCAAACAGAAAAAAAAAUCAGAUAUUGUACGAAAAAUAUGUGAUCUGGAUAAACGUCUAUAAAAUGAAUACGUGACAAGGAGUAGAGUCACCUGUCCAACCUCGUGGGUUUUCUCUGGGUCCUCUGGUUUCCUCCCACUGCUAAAGACCCCUACGUGCAAGUGAAUUAUUGCAAUAAAACUGAACCAUGUGUUAGUCCCGAAAUGACCUAGUUUGUGUCGAGUGGACGUUAAACCCCAUUUCUCUCUCACUCUCUGUUGGUCUCUGACCACACACAGUUCCCUUGUCACAGUUGCAAUCCAGUUUUUAAAUUUUACAUGAGCUUGAAGAAGCAGCCUAUUGAUUUUCAAACCUCAUUUUGAAAUAAGGCAAGUAGACUAUCAAAACGUGUAAAAUAAGAUUUCAAUUCUUAGUUGAUGCCAGGCAGAGAAGGUCAUGAGAUUUAUUUGUAGAGUUAUUUCCCAUGUAAAUGUAUAACAAUGCAAAUUUGAUUUUUAAUUGCUGGAACACUUUGUUAAUGUGCACCUAUGUUUUGUUGUCUGGCAACCAAUAUUAAUGAUAUUAAGAGUAUGGAUGUUGAUGUUAUUCUUGCUUUAACCUUUUAGCACAUUUAAGGCAUAUAUAGAAAGACCUGCAGAAGGCAGAUUUAGCUCUUGCAUAAUGCAUGUUUAAGGACUGCACACUAGCUAGUUCUGUGAAUUUUGUGUGCAGUAUUGCAAAUAUUGAAGCAGACUUUAAACUUCCAACCACUACUACUAGUAGUUCUAUGAUAUAGGCAACUUAGCGCGGUCUAUGGAGCAGUAGUUUCGGGCCAUUUAAAAAAUGAACUACAAAACUCAAUUUAAAAAAACUCAUUAUUUUUCGAAGAACUGGGGUAGUCAAAUACUUAUGUGUACCAGAUGCUAAAAGGUUAAUUAUAUUUAUGUUAAUAAAUGGAUAUAUUUCAAUAAGGCAUUAAAUUGUUGUGUAAUAUAGCCAGCCGGUCAGGUACCUGAAAUUAUUUAUAUUAAUUAAGAAUUAUAUGAAAACAUAUGUAACCAGUUUAUAAUAGCAUUUAUUUCUGUAUUAACCCUUGUAGAAACACUGCAAUAAUUGUACAUUUAAACCAAUUCGAUACGUCAUGAUAAUAAAAUAUUACAGCCUU